Messenger RNA from Closterium sp. Naga37s-1, 2035 nucleotides. NCBI's taxonomy places the organism in Eukaryota, Viridiplantae, Streptophyta, Zygnematophyceae, Desmidiales, Closteriaceae. The record is from the annotation of a GenBank genome assembly.
CAGGGCACCGCCCUUGGCGCGCCAUGCUGUGGGCACUCCGCCUGGAGGGGAAGGCGCGCAGGGCGCAGCCGUGGCGGGUGGGGGGAAGGCGGAGGGCGCCAGGCGCGCCAGGAUUGGCGGGGGAGCCGCGGAUGGGCGCAAGCAGGCGGCGGGGGGGGCAGCUGAUCAUGGGGAUACUGCUGCUGCUGCUGCUGCUGCUGCGGCUGCGGCGGCUGCUGCAGGGGGGGAACGGGGAGAGGCUGGGAAGCUGGGUGUGAAUGGUGGCGGGGGUGGUGCUGGUGUGGGAAAGGCAUGGGGGGCCGGUGUGGGGGAGCGUGUGGGGGCAGGGGAGGAGGGGAAGGCGGAGGAGCAGGGGGGGUACGAGGUGCCGUACAUAGUGCAGCGGUUCAGAGCGGGAGUGGUAGACUGGCAUGACUACGUGCCGCAGCCCGUGCUGCCCUUGCUCUCCGACGACCCCCAGUACGUGCAGGUGAGGGAGGCGUACGGGCUGCAUCUGCUGGCGCAGGCGGAGGCCAAGGUGGCGCGCUUCUUUGCUGCCGACCCCUUCCGCCACACGUCGCACGGGCCACUGCUCGACCACAGUGCGUGCGGGGUUCUAUCAGACCCAUGUGCCGUGCACGCCUUGCAAUCCGACUGCCUGUGGGACGGCUUCUGUGCGUGGUGCGGCAGCACAGACGUGUGCGUGGAUAGAGCAUCACCCAUGGCUGCUGCCUGCUCGCCCCACCUGCACCACCGCGACCUCACUCCCUACCAAGACCGCAUCCUCAGGGAUGCAGCUAAAUAUGUGCGAGUGGCGGCAGGAGGGGAGAUGGAGCACCAUUCACCCGCCAAGCAAAAACCACCACCUGCCAAUGCUGCGGUGGCGGCGGCCGCUGCGGUGGCUGCUGCUGCUGCUGCUGCUGCUGCUACUGAGGCGGAGAGCAGCAGCAGCAGCACGAGCAGCAAUGGGAGCGCAGACACUUCGUGCAAGAUCAUCAUCCCCGGUCACUUCCAGUUCCUGACUCUGGACUACGAGGAGAUGUACUGGCACUGGCUGCUUGAGAACUUUGUGCCGCUGCUAGCAGACAUGCCCUAUGCCCGCCUCAGGGACAUGCGCACGCACUUCAUUCUCACGCGCAGCACCUCCACUCGCCACCUGCCUUUCCUCGGCCUCCUCUCCCAGUCGUGCUGGCGGUCGCUAGAGGACAUGCAGGAGGGCACGUGUCUGGUGGAGGAGACAAAGGAGGAGCAGCUGCGAUUCAACAUGGACCACCCCUCUGCUAUGGCCUCCGCUGCUGCCCGCCUCAUCGACCGCACUGCACCGCACUUCAUCGUUGACCGCCUCAAUCUCUCGCACAUCCCGGCACCGUCCAAGCCACAGGUUCUCCUGGUGGCGCGGCGGCGGCGCCGUCUCCUCCUGAACGAGGACUCAUUAGUAGCCGCCACGCGUGCCAUGGGCCUGCCCAUCUCCAUCGCCGUACUCGAAGAUCUCCCGCUCUACGAGCAGAUCCGGGCCGUCCGUUCCUGCGCCAUCCUCGUGGGAGUGCAUGGGUCUGGGCUCCUGAACUCCAUGUUCCUGCACCCCGGCAGCGUACUCAUUCAGAUCGUACCGUACAACACCACCGGUGCCGACCGCUUCUACGAGCCGCAGGUUCGGCAGGCCGGAGGUUCGUACAUGGAGGUCCGGGUGACGAACCGGAGCGACAGUGUGUUUCACUGGCACUUGGCGGAGGAUCAUGGGAGCAAGGUGGGGACGGCGGAGGAGAGAGAGCAGUUCCUGCAGCAAGGGCCGGACGUGCAGCGCGCCUCAGAUGUGUUUUUCAGCUUCUGGGUGAACCAGGAUGUGCAUGUGCCUGUGGGGGAGUAUAGGAGAGUUAUUGGUGAGGCUGUGGCUGCUUGGGAGCAAGGGCGGCAGCAGCAGAAGAAGCGGCAGCGGAGCGAGGAGCAGCAGAGGGCAGGCUGGGCGGAGGAGGAGGAGGAGGGGGAUGCAGGGGUUGCAGGUGGGGAAGGGCGUGGUGUUAGGGAGGGCAGGGCCGGCAAUAGAGAACAAGGAUAG